This is a messenger RNA of Symbiodinium necroappetens, 1455 nucleotides long. NCBI's taxonomy places the organism in Eukaryota, Dinophyceae, Suessiales, Symbiodiniaceae. The record is from the annotation of a GenBank genome assembly.
AUGGCUACCGACCUGGCCACGACUUUGGACACCGUCUGUGUCAGCGUGGCUGACAGUGUCGCAGAAUCUUUGACCCCCCAAGAUGCUGCGGACGUCAAGCGCUGGGCUGCCGAUGCCGGGUAUGAGGCGAGGCAAGUCCGCGUUGAGGAGGAAGGCAUCCAGACGUUGGUGAUCGGAGACGGGGACCGCACCUACUUGUAUAUGGCUCGGUCUGCGAUGAACGGCUUGCAGACCAAGCUAAAGGGUGCGAGCAAGGCCCCCCUUGAGAAACGGCUGGGCAAACAUGGGGCGCGCCGAACCGACUAUGCCCAGGCCAAGCUCGCAACGCUUUCCCAGUUCGUCCGCUAUUAUCAGGACGCGUGCGAGGUACCCACGCAGAUUUGCGUGGCCCCAAGCCUCGACCAGCUCGACCGCAAAGCUUCGCUCUUGGUGAUGCUCGGCAGUGCCUACAAUUAUGCCCCCCCCAGCAACGGCUGGACUGGGGCGGCCCUCGCCACUGGUGUGUCCAUGCUUCCGAUGGAGCUGUUGUUCGAGGAACUUCCUCACAACUUCGGUUACCUGUACUCUGAGAUGCAGGACUACGGCGAUGGGUUUUCUGUCCCUACCACCGAGAAGACGACAUGGGCUGAAAUGACCUGGAUUGACGGUUGCUGCGACGGUUGCAGGCACGUGAAGUCAGCCUGGGAGGUCAUCUUGAAGAGGCCGGUUGUCGCCGGCCGCGGGCGCCGCGCGGAUGGCACAACUGACGACGUUGCCAUUGCCUUCGAAAUCAACAACAGCAUCGGCCCCAUGGCCUCGUGGACAGCCGCGCGUGUUGCCCGAAUAGAACCGAAGGUGAGAACGAUAGAAGGCAGUCAUGAAGAAGAUGGGGGGGUUGGAGUCAGGAACGUGAAAAUGCUCAUGACUCUUAAGGGGAUCAUGGAGGCUAACAUGAGUGGCAGAGCCACAGCCAUGGCGCCGGAAACCAGACGCGUCGACCACCUCAACGUGGCCUUGAUCUUCACUACCCUUGCACAUGCUGUGAUGGACGCGCACAAGAAGUAUCGCUGCGAGGAGUUCAUUUCGAACGCCGAGUACAUUGCAAAGAAACUCAUGGUCCCCAAAGACAAGCAAGUGGCUCAGAUGUUCCACAACUUCGCGGUCGGGGACAUCAUAAAGGAUGUGGAGCAGGCCGAAGCUGUGUGCGAAAAGUUCUGCCGCGGCAUCACCCUUGGCAUGGUCUGGUUCCGCGGACCACGGAUUGUCUUGGGGCCAGAGGCAGUUGAGCACGUGCUCGACAUCUUGCAGGGACCCCGCCAGAGGGCUGGUGCCCACAGCAUGCUCGAAGAGCUGGCCUAUUUCCUGCUGGCCAAGUCCCAGAUGGCCGUGGAGAAGUGGGCUCUGUCGACGUACAAAAUUCGGGCCACUGACACGCUGAAGUCUCUGAGAAGGACUGCCUGUCUCCAUGCGCGAUGA